Messenger RNA from Dermacentor silvarum, 1497 nucleotides. RefSeq names its product glucose dehydrogenase [FAD, quinone]. The record is from RefSeq and is a predicted model, not a curated record. NCBI's taxonomy places the organism in Eukaryota, Metazoa, Arthropoda, Arachnida, Ixodida, Ixodidae. The transcript is spliced from 8 exons. Gene Ontology annotation, molecular function: flavin adenine dinucleotide binding; oxidoreductase activity, acting on CH-OH group of donors. The coding region runs from base 142 to 1497 and encodes 451 amino acids.
GUGACUGCAGCAGGCGAGCCAGUCAUCGGUAAUAGCUAUCGACCACGUGACCGUCAUCCGCCACGCAAUCGCAAAGCAGUUGCCUCGUUUGCAAGCAAGUGCCCGUACGUGCUGUUUUGCAGCUAAACGCUUGACAAAAAGAUGGCUUCCCUAAUGGAUAUCGUGUGGGACACUGCGGCCCACAUCCUCAGCGCAUUUGGCUUCCGUUUUGGAGGACUGCUUUUAUUUCUCGGUCAUCUGGUAACCAAAUUUGAGCUGGCGAACCUGCCCACCGAUCUGCUCGUCGACAACUUCCACCUCCCUGAAAAGUAUGACUACGUGAUCGUGGGUGGAGGCUCCGCAGGAUGCGUGCUGGCCAACCGCCUGUCGGCCGACCAAAGCAAGAUGGUGCUGCUACUGGAAGCCGGUGGCAUGGAGGAUGCUUUCUCGCAGGUUCCACUGUUCGCGCCGCUGCUCAUCGGUGGUAAAUUCGACUGGAAAUAUCUUCCUGAACCGCAGGAGUACGCAUGCCUCUCUAUGGAGCAUCAGAGGUGCCCGUGGGCCCGCGGCAUGGCUAUGGGUGGGUCUAGCGCAAUAAAUUUUAUGUUCUAUGUUCGAGGAAACCGGCGCGACUACGACAUAUGGAGGGACGACUUCGGAGCGCACGGUUGGUCUUACGAGGACGUGUUGCCGCACUUCAGGAACAUUGAGACGUCGAGCGUGCCAGACCAUGAUGGUCCCUUUUCCAUUCCUGGAUCCGUUGAGGCUCUUGCAUUUGUUAGCACGCCGUAUGUGAAUGCAUCGCUGGAAUUCCCGGAUGUUGAGAUCGUCCUGCAGUCCCUCCCUUCUUCAGCGGUUCCCUUGGAAUACUAUCUGACAAACAUGGAUCUCCGAAAAGACGUGUACGAUCAAUACUUCCUGCCCAAACGCGGACAUCACGGAUUCGCACUGGCUCCAGUGAUGAACAGGCCGAAAUCGAGAGGUUACGUGAAACUGAGGACAGCGAACCCGCUGGACCAACCAAUCAUUGACCCGAUGUAUUUGACGCAUCCUCAGGAUCUUGCAGUGGCAGUUGAAGGUCGCUUUGAAGAUGAGGCUAGCCAGGGCGCGCACUUUGAGCACAUCACAGAUCACUUUCAGGAUGCGGCGUCCACGCGGCCGCGCCGGGUCAAGAUAGCACUGCGACUCAUGGAGACCGACGCCAUGCGGGCCCUCAAAGCGAAGCCUUGGGACAUCCCUCUAGAUGCGUGCUACUCUGCAGGCCCCAUAUGGAGUGACCCGUACAUAGCCUGCCUUGUACGCCACAUGGCUCACACCACGUGGCACGCCUGCUGCACGUGCCCCAUGGGUUCGGACGAAAGGGCCGUGGUGGACCACAGGCUCAGGGUUCGCGGCCUGAAGAGCCUUCGCGUCGUGGAUGCAUCUGUCAUGCCAACAAUAGUAACUGGGAACCUCAACGCACCUGUGAUGAUGAUCGCCGACAAAGCAGCGGCUAUGAUUCGACAAGAUAAUGCGUAG